AUGAUGAAGUUUGAAUCCUCUAGCUCAGUAGUGUUUGUGUCAUUUUGGACUGGUGUGUGGGGGUGUGGCCUCCUGCUGUGUGGGUGUGGUCUCCUGCUGUGUGGGUGUGGUCUCCUGCUGUGGGAGUGUGGUCUCCUGCUGUGUGGGUGUGGUCUCCUGCUGUGUGGGUGUGGUCUCCUGCUGUGGUCUCCUGCUGUGGGGUGUGGUCUCCUGCUGUGGGGGUGUGGUCUCCUGCUGUGGGGUGUGGUCUCCUCCUGUGGGGGUGUGGUCUCCUGCUGUGGGGUGUGGUCUCCUGCUGUGGGGGUGUGGUCUCCUGCUGUGGGGGUGUGGUCUGCUGCUGUGUGGGUGUGGUCUCCUGCUGUGUGGGUGUGGUCUCCUGCUGUGUGGGUGUGGUCUCCUGCUGUGUGGGUGUGGUCUCCUGCUGUGUGGGUGUGGUCUCCUGCUGUGUGGGUGUGGUCUCCUGCUGUGGGGGUGUGGUCUCCUGCUGUGUGGGUGUGGUCUCCUGCUGUGUGGGUGUGGUCUCCUGCUGUGGGGUGUGGUCUCCUGCUGUGUGGGUGUGGUCUCCUGCUGUGGGGGUGUGGUCUCCUGCUGUGGGGGUGUGGUCUCCUGCUGUGUGGGUGUGGUCUCCUGCUGUGGGGUGUGGUCUCCUGCUGUGGGGGUGUGGUCUCCUGCUGUGGGGUGUGGUCUCCUGCCGUGUGGGUGUGGUCUCCUGCUGUGUGGGUGUGGUCUCCUGCUGUGUGGGUGUGGUCUCCUGCUGUGGGGUGUGGUCUCCUGCUGUGUGGGUGUGGUCUCCUGCUGUGGGGUGUGGUCUCCUGCUGUGGGGUGUGGUCUCCUGCUGUGGGGGUGUGGUCUCCUGCUGUGGGGUGUGGUCUCCUCCUGUGGGGGUGUGGUCUCCUCCUGUGGGGGUGUGGUCUCCUGCUGUGGGGGUGUGGUGCUGUGGGGUAG
Messenger RNA from Knipowitschia caucasica, 945 nucleotides. The record is from the annotation of a GenBank genome assembly. NCBI's taxonomy places the organism in Eukaryota, Metazoa, Chordata, Actinopteri, Gobiiformes, Gobiidae.